This is a messenger RNA of Dujonia railenensis, 681 nucleotides long. The record is from the annotation of a GenBank genome assembly. NCBI's taxonomy places the organism in Eukaryota, Fungi, Ascomycota, Pichiomycetes, Serinales, Debaryomycetaceae.
AUGAAGCUAGUGGCUAUAUCAGGUCCAUCCUCUUCGGGCAAGACUACAGUCGCCAGUGCGUUGCACAAACUUUUCAAAAACUCCUUGUUGAUACAUCUUGACGAUUUCUAUUUGCCAGAUGAUCAAAUCCCAAUAGACCCAGUGAAGAAAACAGAGAAUUGGGACUGUCCAGAGGCAGUUAAUUUUGAAAAAUUUAUCAAGUGCAUAAAGGACUUGAAAAGUAACGGUACUAUUGAAGAAAGACCCACGUACGAGGGCGAAGUAGAAUUGAAGUUGACGGAAGAUGAGUUGGCUACCUUUGAGCAGGAAGUGCUGCAGUAUCUGGAAGAGCAAAUUGUAUUUGUAGAAGGGUUCAUGCUAUUUCACGACCCUGAUAUUAUCAAAUUGUUUGAUAUUAACCUCUUUUUCUACGCAUCUUAUGAAACCUUGAAGAAUAGAAGGGAAUCCAGACAAGGCUAUAAUACAAUAGCUGGAUUCUGGGUAGACCCACCAAACUAUUUUCUGAACAUAGUCUGGCCAGAAUUUGAGAAGAACCAUAAAUAUUUAUUUAAUAACGAAGACGUUAACGAUACUUUAACUAAAUAUGCACUUGACGAUUUGAAUAUCCAACCAUUCAAAAAUGAAAAUGAUUCGAAGCUCAAAGAUCUAAUCCAAUGGUCAUUAGACCAAAUUAUAAAUUAA